Striga hermonthica is the source of this 1215-nucleotide messenger RNA. NCBI's taxonomy places the organism in Eukaryota, Viridiplantae, Streptophyta, Magnoliopsida, Lamiales, Orobanchaceae. The record is from the annotation of a GenBank genome assembly.
AUGCGAAGCUACAAAUCCGUAAUGCUAAUCCGGCGGCUUUUGUGUCUCAAGAAUUCCGGCCAUGGCUACCGACGCCUAUCCCUUCUGUCGAGCACUCCUAUCAACAACACUGAUGAUUUAGUAGUUGUCGAGGGUAAAGCGAGCUCAAGAACAGCUAUUCUCAACAGACCUUCAUCGCUCAACGCUCUAAACACAUCCAUGGUUGCUAGGCUUCAGAAAUUGUACAAGAAUUGGGAAGAUGAUCCUGAUAUUGGGUUUGUAGUGUUGAAGGGUGGGGGCAGGGCAUUUGCGGCUGGUGGAGAUAUUGUUACUCUUUAUAAUAUGAUAAAAAAAGGGAAUCUGGAAGCAUGCAAAGAAUUCUUCCACACAAUAUAUAGUUUUAUAUACUUUCUUGGUACUUAUUUGAAGCCACACGUGGCUCUCUUAAAUGGGAUUACUAUGGGUGGUGGGGCUGGAAUCUCCAUCCCAGGCACAUUUCGGGUUGCAACUGAUAAAACUAUUUUUGCCACACCCGAGACAUUGAUUGGUUUUCAUCCAGAUGCAGGAGCAUCCUUCUACCUCUCCCACCUUCCUGGUUAUUUGGGAGAGUACUUGGCUCUGACUGGGGAAAAAAUGAAUGGGGUCGAAAUGCUAUCAUGUGGGCUUGCAACUCACUUUUCUCAUAUCACGAAACUUCCUUUGGUUGAAGAACAACUGGGAAACUUGGUGACUGAUGAUCCUUCUGUUAUUGAAACUUCUUUGGGAAACCAAGGAGAUAGUGUCCAUCCAGAUCAGACUAGUGUUAUUCAAAUGAUUGAAAAAAUUGAUCAAUGUUUCAGCCGAGAUACAGUUGAAGAAAUUAUUGAAUCAUUGGAAAAUGAAGCAUCCAAAACAAAUGACAUUUGGUGCCAGACAACAUUGAAGAAACUUAAAGAAGCUGCACCAUUGAGCUUGAAAGUUUCUUUAAAAUCUAUACGAGAAGGUAGGUUUCAAACUCUGGAUCAGUGCCUUGUCCGCGAGUAUAGAAUGUCCCUACAAGGAAUAUCCGGGCAGAUCACUCGUGAUUUUUGCGAGGGCGUUCGAGCAAAGCUGGUUGAUAAAGAUUUCAAACCCAAGUGGGACCCACCGAGCUUGGAACACGUGUCCCAAGACAUGGUCGAUCAGUAUUUCACUCGUCUAUCUGCUUUCGAGCCUGAACUCGACCUACCAACAAAACAACGAGAAGCAUUUAUAUAA